Caenorhabditis elegans is the source of this 2359-nucleotide messenger RNA. The record is from the annotation of a RefSeq genome assembly. Lineage: Eukaryota; Metazoa; Nematoda; Chromadorea; Rhabditida; Rhabditidae.
UGUAAAUCAUACCGGGAGUCUGCUUUCGAAUGGUUAAAAGAUAACAAAGACAAAUGGCCAGAAGUGAUGUCUGAAAACAUGUACCCACAGAAUGUUGAUUACGCAGCAGAGAUGACUGGAGGAUGUUCUGGUUUCGCAUCUAACGUUCUCAAUUGGCCUGAAGAUAUGAUACUUGGAAAUCCAAGACGUGCCAAGAAGGGAGGAAAACUAUCAGGAGCUGAUGCUCUACAAUUCGUUUUUCUUGUUGCAAGCCCCGCCGAUGUUUUCUUGAGAUUCAAGCAGAGCCUGGAAGAAACUCUGGAAACUCUCUCUCUCUAUGAAGAACAUUGCAUCCACUUGCAUCGACAUCCAUUGCUGAUAUGCUCGAGGAAUUCUGUCAAUUCAACUAUACCAUCAUCCUUGCUGGAUAUGCUCUCAUGCUGGCAUAUGCUAUUGUUACUAAUUCUCGAUUUGACAACUGCCUUCCGGCUACAGAAUCAUCAAUGGGGGUUCGCCCUUGCAGGAGUUCUUGUCGUCACAUUCGCUUCAGUGGCAGGUAUUGGUCUCGCCACUUGGUUUGGAAUAGAAUUCAACGCUGCUACAACACAAAUUGUACCAUUCCUCACUCUUGGAAUCGGUGUUGAUAAUAUGUUCAUGUUAUUGCACAACUAUCGUGACGUUGUUAAACUUGCUGGCGGACACGCUGAGAUGGCUAUCCUGAUGCGUGAAACUGGAAUGUCAAUUCUGUGCACUUCGAUCAACAACAUUCUUUCCUUCCUCACUGGAACUCUUCUACCAAUUCCAGCUCUGCGAUCAUUCUGUGCUCAGUCCAGUAUUCUUCUCACAUUCAAUUUCAUAGCUAUCCUUACAAUCUAUCCAGCGAUCAUUUCUAUUGAUCUUCGACGAAAGAAGGCUCAGCGUCGUGAUUUCGACACUAGAGAAGAAUCGUACUCGAUGAUUUCUAAACCAAAGAUUCAAAGUAAACGAAUUAUUGGAGCACUUCGGAAGCUUCGAUUAUGCAACAGUUCGACGGAAUAACUCAAGCGCAGAUGGCAUCGAGCGAUGAUCCAGCUCCAUGGUCUCUUCAUUCAUUCAUCCGUUACUACUACAUUCCAUUCAUUUCUAAACCAGCAUCUAAAGUAGCAAUCAUCGUUGGCUGCUGUGCUUUGCUCGGUGCAUCAUUUGUUGGAAUGCGUCAGUCGACACUCGGUCUUGAAUUGGGAGAUGUUCUACCAGAACAUACUGCACCUGCACAGUUCUUGAGAGCCAGAGACAAGUACUUCAGUUUCUACCCAAUGUUCGCAGUCAUCAAGGGACCUAACAUUGAUUAUGCUCACCAGCAACGCCAGAUUGACAAUUACCGACAGUCGAUUGGAUCUUCAAAAUAUGUGAUUAAAAAUAAAAACGAAGAGCCAUCAGAAAAGUAUUGGCUGGGAUUAAUGCGAGACUGGCUCAUUAGUAUUCAACGCGGAUUCGAUGAAGAAGUUGCUAAAGGAUCAUUCAAUCUUACAUCUGGAACAGUUAUUGGCAGCAAUGUUUCCGAGGAUGCUCGUCUUGCUCACGCUCUCAUGUGCUCUCAUGGUUCUCUAUUUGAGUGUGCUGGAAGAAUAGGAAAGAUUCGACUAGUUGAUGCAAGUGGAAUUAUCAACUCUGAUGGAUUCUACAACUUUCUUCCCAACACCACCAAAAUGGGAAUUGAGCAAGAAUAAUACCGAAAACUUCAUCCCAACUGCUGAGCCACUUGCAUAUUCGCAGAUUCCAUUCUACUUAACUGGCCUCACGGAUACUGCUGUGAUUGUCGAUGCCAUAAAGGACAUCCGAAGUGUUUGUGAACGAUUUACCGAUCAAGGACUUCCAAAUUUCCCACAAGGAAUCGCAUUCACAUUCUGGGAACAAUAUCUUUUCUUGACUGGAAAUCUUAUGCAAGCCAUUUCGAUCAUUACCAUCUCUGUCUUCUGUGUCAUUUCCGUUCUUCUUUUUAAUCCAUGGGCUGCACUUAUGGUUGUUUGUAUUCUCGGAAUCAUGACUUGCGAACUUGCCGGAUUCAUGGGACUCGUUGGAAUUAAGCUCAAUCCGGUUUCAGCCGUAACUUUGAUCACCGCAGUUGGAAUUGGAGUCGAAUUCACUGUUCAUGUGGUUGUCUCAUUCCUGACGGCGCUCGGAACAAGAUCUCAACGAACGUCAUCUGCAGUUGAUCGAGUUUUUGUUCCAGUAAUUCAUGGAUCAUUCUCCACACUUCUCGGUAUUUUGAUGCUUGGAUUCUCAGUUUGAAUUUGUUGUCAAAUAUUUCUCUAUUGUCAUGACGGCUCUGAUUUGCAUUGGAACGGACUAAUUCUUCUCCCAGUUUUAUAAUCUUGUUUUGUUCCAAGAAGAGAGAUAA